AUGACACAGCGAGGGAUGCUCAGGCGCAGUUAUCUCCUCUUACCACAGUCAGUACGAAUCAGCUGCACAAGGUGCAUGGGCGAAAAUGUAGAAAAAACGGCACAUGGUGCCUCUGAAACAGUGGUGCUGAAUCACCUUGUAGACAUGAGAUCACGCGAGUGCGGAGAAAUACGGGACCGCUCCGUAUACUCCCACCUUUUUAACAUGCAGCGUGUACGCCGCCGUGAAGGAAGCAGAAGCCGCCGGGAAUUGCGAAGAUGUCUGCAAAAGACACGCCAUGUUCGCUCGUCACUAGCGUAGACACAUUCCGCAGUCACCAAUGAAGAAGAUGACCAGUGCGGGUUCGUCUGUGUAGUUUGUAAAAACGAGACUUGCCCUCACAUCCUGUAUUUCUGCUUAGUUCAACGUGCCACGCCGAGGGAAAAAAGGUCUACCGAGUGUAUGACGCAGACAGACGGGAAAAGGACGAACUGGAUCAGGGCGGAAGCGUUGGACACUCCUUUUUCUGACUGAGGAAUUGAAGCGAUUGUCAACCCUGUGGCAAUCAUUCAGUCAGUAUGUGCUCAUCGACACAAAACGGCAUGUGCAACUGUGGUGUGAGCCUCAUCCGGUGUCGCUCUCUUCCAUGUACAGAUGAUUUGGUUAAAAGCCGAAUGCUCGGAAAAUUAGCCUUGGUGACGCGUCUGCAAGGCCUGCGUGCCACGUUUGAAGGGGGUUGUGCGCCCGGCCUGUAAUGACUGCACGGCGGGCAUCGUGGCUGUGGUUGGUUAACGGCUGCCUCAGAUGAGAAACGACGAAGUUGCGUUGGU
This is a messenger RNA of Toxoplasma gondii ME49, 809 nucleotides long. RefSeq lists its product as hypothetical. The transcript has 2 exons. NCBI's taxonomy places the organism in Eukaryota, Apicomplexa, Conoidasida, Eucoccidiorida, Sarcocystidae. The coding region runs from base 1 to 300 and encodes 99 amino acids. The record is from RefSeq and is a predicted model, not a curated record.